This is a messenger RNA of Colletotrichum abscissum, 402 nucleotides long. RefSeq lists its product as uncharacterized. Lineage: Eukaryota; Fungi; Ascomycota; Sordariomycetes; Glomerellales; Glomerellaceae. Bases 1 to 402 code for a protein of 133 amino acids. The transcript is spliced from 2 exons. The record is from RefSeq and is a predicted model, not a curated record.
AUGGGUGGAGACCCUGGAGGUGCUAUGGAGUCGGCGAAUCACCUCUGCCCCGCUCAGCGACCGGCACCGCCAGCUCCACUCCCCGGCAUCGACCUUGGGGAUUACGAGCCACUUUUCCUCCGACGCACCAUCCUCAACCCUCCCUCUCUCUCCCCCCUCCUUCGCCAUCUCAGCUGGGAGCCUAUCACCCCGUCUCUCUCUCUCAGUCUGCCUCUAUGUAUGCUCUGGGAGGCGGGGAAGCUUUCGAUGUUUCCCUCUUUUUCGACAGCUUUCAGUAUGGAUGAACCCCUCUCUAGACCUUCACCGCAUUGUCACGAUGUGCAAACGGUGCAGGGGCAAGCGGCGCCUACUUUGCCUCUCUGGUCACACUCUUGUCUAUCAUCCAUGACGGGACGAUUCUAG